Molecule: messenger RNA, 1302 nt
Organism: Aptenodytes forsteri (emperor penguin)
Lineage: Eukaryota; Metazoa; Chordata; Aves; Sphenisciformes; Spheniscidae
Gene: HM13
Product: histocompatibility minor 13
Exons: 12
Coding region: 1-1095 (364 amino acids)
Biological process (GO): membrane protein proteolysis
Cellular component (GO): cytoplasmic side of endoplasmic reticulum membrane; lumenal side of endoplasmic reticulum membrane; membrane
Molecular function (GO): aspartic endopeptidase activity, intramembrane cleaving
Source: RefSeq, a predicted model, not a curated record
AUGUCUCAGAAGGCGAAAGGGGUUUAUAAAUCUGGGGCUUUUGAGCGCAAGGGCUGUCCCAGGAGCGAGGUGAGGGAUAAAAAGGCGAUUGGAGAGAAACGUCGUUCAGAGGGUGAUCGACAUAUGGUGCGCGCAGAUGGGGAGGCCGAGGGGGACGGCCGGAACUCCUCAGAGAUGCCGGAGACCAUUACCAGCCGAGAUGCUGCUCGUUUUCCCAUUGUUGCCAGUUGCACCCUUCUGGGGCUCUACCUCUUCUUUAAAAUAUUCUCUCAAGAGUACAUCAAUCUUCUGCUUUCCAUGUAUUUCUUCGUGCUGGGGAUCCUAGCCCUGUCCCACACCAUCAGCCCCAUGAUGAACAGAUUCUUCCCUGCAAAUUUCCCCAACAAACAGUACCAGCUCCUCUUCACCCAGGGCUCCGGGGAGAGCAAGGAGGAAAUAGUGAAUUACGAGUUUGACACCAAGGAUCUCGUAUGCCUGGCCCUGAGCAGCGUUGUGGGGGUCUGGUACCUGCUGAGAAAGCACUGGAUUGCCAACAAUCUCUUUGGGCUGGCGUUCUCCCUCAACGGGGUGGAGCUGCUGCACUUGAACAACGUCAGCACUGGCUGCAUCUUGCUCGGGGGCCUCUUCAUCUACGACGUCUUCUGGGUCUUCGGCACCAAUGUGAUGGUGACAGUUGCCAAAUCGUUCGAGGCCCCGAUAAAACUGGUUUUCCCUCAGGACCUGCUGGAGAAGGGGCUGGAGGCCGACAACUUUGCCAUGCUGGGUCUGGGAGACAUUGUCAUUCCAGGGAUCUUCAUUGCCUUGCUGCUGCGGUUUGACAUCAGCUUGAAGAAGAACACGCACACGUAUUUCUACACCAGCUUUGUGGCCUACAUCUUCGGGCUGGGCCUGACCAUAUUCAUCAUGCACAUCUUCAAGCACGCCCAGCCUGCUCUUCUGUACCUGGUCCCUGCAUGCAUCGGAUUCCCGCUUCUUGUGGCCUUGGCAAAGGGAGAAGUAACUGAAAUGUUCAGCUACGAGGAGAGCUCUACCCCCAAGGAGGUGCCGGGGGCCUCCAAAGAAGAGACGACAGAAGCUGCCAAGAAGGAAAAGUGACCUUGCCCACAGGCCGUGCCCAGCGGCGCUGGGCUGGGGCCCUUCCAGACCCUCCGCAAGUGACAGACGACGAAACAAUUGUGCAAGAGCAUCGUGUUGUGUGUGUCGGAGCAGCCACCCAGGUGGGGUAUCGAUGUACGCCGCAUAGCCACCCCCCCGCCGGCCCCCCGGGGCCGCGCCGCCGCCCCCCCGCCUGUUUAUCUCCUG